CCAGUGUCAGCCUCUCGGCGCGAGGCGGCGGCGGGAGGAGGAGCAGGGGCAGGGCUGUCAAAUUCGGGAGCCAGAUUUUUCCCCUUCCCCCGGCGAUCCCUUCCGCCUCCCCGGCUCCCGGCGUGACACCUCGGGCCGGGGACCUGCAUGUGUGCGUGCGCGCGGCGGCGGAAGAAUGGCAGUGCUCAAACUCACCGACCAGCCACCACUGGUCCAAGCAAUCUUCAGUGGUGAUCCAGAGGAGAUACGGAUGCUCAUCCACAAAACUGAAGAUGUGAAUGCUCUGGAUUCCGAGAAGAGAACCCCGCUUCAUGUGGCUGCAUUUCUGGGAGAUGCAGAGAUCAUUGAACUGCUGAUUUUGUCAGGAGCUCGUGUAAAUGCCAAGGACAAUAUGUGGCUGACCCCACUGCACCGAGCUGUUGCUUCCAGAAGUGAAGAAGCAGUGCAAGUAUUGAUUAAGCACUCCGCUGAUGUCAAUGCGAGGGACAAGAACUGGCAGACACCCCUGCACGUGGCAGCAGCCAAUAAGGCUGUCAAGUGUGCUGAAGUGAUCAUUCCCCUGCUGAGCAGUGUCAACGUCUCUGACCGAGGGGGCCGCACAGCCUUGCACCAUGCUGCUCUGAAUGGUCACUUGGAGAUGGUCAAUUUACUCUUGGCCAAAGGAGCAAACAUCAAUGCAUUUGACAAGAAGGACCGGCGUGCUCUUCACUGGGCAGCAUAUAUGGGCCACCUGGACGUCGUGGCGCUGCUCAUUAACCAUGGCGCAGAAGUGACAUGUAAGGAUAAGAAGGGUUACACCCCCCUGCACGCCGCAGCCUCCAACGGACAGAUCAAUGUUGUUAAGCAUCUCCUGAAUCUGGGGGUGGAGAUCGAUGAAAUCAACAUCUAUGGGAACACAGCACUUCACCUCGCCUGCUACAAUGGGCAGGAUGCUGUAGUUAAUGAGCUGACUGACUAUGGUGCUAAUGUGAACCAGCCCAACAACAGCGGGUUCACCCCUUUACAUUUUGCUGCGGCCUCCACACAUGGUGCUCUGUGUCUUGAAUUGUUAGUCAACAAUGGAGCAGAUGUUAACAUCCAGAGUAAAGAUGGCAAAAGUCCACUGCACAUGACAGCCGUCCAUGGGCGUUUCACACGGUCACAAACCCUCAUUCAGAACGGAGGUGAAAUUGACUGUGUGGAUAAAGAUGGCAACACCCCUCUCCAUGUGGCUGCAAGAUACGGUCAUGAGCUUUUGAUUAACACCUUAAUAACCAGUGGAGCUGACACAGCCAAGUGUGGAAUCCACAGCAUGUUCCCCUUACAUUUAGCUGCCCUAAAUGCUCACUCUGACUGCUGCAGAAAAUUGUUAUCAUCGGGACAAAAGUAUAGCAUAGUAUCCUUGUUUAGUAAUGAGCACGUGCUGUCUGCAGGCUUUGAAAUAGACACCCCAGAUAAGUUUGGAAGAACGUGCCUUCAUGCUGCUGCUGCAGGAGGUAACGUGGAAUGUAUAAAACUCUUGCAGAGCAGUGGAGCAGAUUUCCAUAAAAAGGACAAAUGUGGCAGGACCCCUUUGCACUAUGCAGCUGCAAAUUGUCACUUCCACUGUAUUGAGACAUUAGUAACCACAGGGGCCAAUGUUAACGAAACAGAUGACUGGGGACGGACAGCCUUGCACUAUGCUGCUGCAUCAGACAUGGAUAGAAAUAAGACUAUCUUAGGAAAUGCCCAUGAAAAUUCAGAAGAACUUGAAAGAGUCAGAGAGAUGAAGGAAAAGGAAGCUGCACUAUGUCUAGAGUUUCUGCUUCAGAAUGAUGCAAAUCCGUCUAUCCGGGACAAGGAAGGUUACAAUAGCAUACAUUAUGCUGCUGCCUAUGGCCACAGACAGUGUCUGGAAUUGCUUUUGGAAAGAACCAGCAGUGGUUUUGAAGAAUCAGAUUCCGGUGCUACCAAGAGUCCCCUCCACUUAGCUGCCUACAAUGGGCACCACCAAGCCUUGGAAGUUCUACUGCAGUCUCUGGUGGACCUUGAUAUCAGGGAUGAGAAAGGCCGCACUCCUCUGGACCUGGCUGCCUUUAAGGGACACACAGAGUGUGUGGAAGCACUUGUCAAUCAGGGUGCAUCCAUCUUUGUGAAAGACAACGUAACCAAAAGAACCCCACUUCAUGCCUCAGUAAUUAAUGGUCACACACUGUGUUUGCGGCUGUUACUAGAAAUUGCAGACAACCCAGAAGCAGUUGAUGUGAAAGAUGCCAAAGGACAAACCCCACUGAUGCUUGCAGUAGCAUAUGGACACAUUGAUGCUGUCUCGUUGUUACUUGAAAAGGAAGCCAAUGUCGAUGCUGUUGACAUUAUGGGAUGCACGGCUUUACACAGAGGGAUUAUAACGGGACACGAGGAAUGUGUGCAAAUGCUGCUGGAACAAGAAGUGUCGAUUCUCUGUAAAGAUGCCAGAGGGAGGACACCCUUGCACUAUGCAGCUGCUCGUGGCCAUGCCACCUGGCUGAGCGAGCUACUCCAGAUGGCACUUUCUGAGGAGGACUGUUCUUUCAAGGAUAAUCAAGGCUACACGCCAUUGCACUGGGCUUGUUACAAUGGUAAUGAAAACUGUAUAGAGGUACUUUUGGAGCAAAAAUGUUUUCGUAAAUUUGUCGGUAAUCCUUUUACUCCACUGCACUGUGCAAUAAUAAAUGAUCAUGAGAAUUGUGCAUCAUUGCUACUUGGGGCUAUUGAUUCCAGUAUUGUCAAUUGUAGAGAUGACAAAGGCAGGACACCGCUCCACGCAGCAGCAUUUGCUGAUCACGUGGAGUGCUUGCAGCUUCUCCUGAGACACAGUGCUGAAGUGAACGCAGUGGAUAAUUCAGGGAAAACGCCACUGAUGAUGGCUGCUGAGAACGGUCAGGCAGGCGCUGUGGAUAUUUUGGUGAACAGUGCCCAGGCUGAUCUGUCUGUAAAGGACAAGGACUUGAACACACCCUUACAUUUGGCUAGUAGGAAAGGUCAUGAAAAAUGUGCCUUGUUAAUACUUGACAAGAUACAAGAUGAGAGCCUUAUUAACGCAAAAAAUAGUGCACUGCAGACGCCUCUCCACAUUGCUGCACGCAACGGCUUAAAGGCUGUAGUUGAGGAGUUGCUGGCCAAAGGGGCCUGUGUCCUCGCUGUUGAUGAGAAUGCUUAUAGGUCAAAUGGACCCUGUUCCGCACCUGGAAUAGCUGUACAAAAAGAAGAAUGAGACUCUUUAAAAGUCAUGCACACACAUACACACUUAUAUGUGGAUAUCUAUGUCUGUAGUUCAUCAACCAGCUACACACGAGGACCAAAAUUCUUCAGUCUAAAAUGGACAAUUUAAAUUGUUUUCCUUCAAAAUGAAAGUAACUGAGGUAAAUUUUCUGUGGCGUUAAAAUGUAAUUCUCUGUGGAACAUUCUUUGUUGUAUUUUGUAUUUCUUAUGAUACAGAUUUCUAGUUGAUGGCUUAACAUUUAUAGUUCAUGGUGAGUUGCACAGGGUUUUUUUUUCCCGAGCAAGAGAAAAAUGUUUGUAUAAUUUUGAUGUGUAAAUGUGUUUAUAUUUAUUUGAGAUAAAAAAAAAAAGGCUAAGGAAACACCCAUCGUUUGUUCUCUGUUUUAAUUGCUAUGUGUCUUAUUUGGAAUAACAAAAAAUACACAGCACCCUCCCUGGGGUAGCCAGCAGUUCUGGGACCAAGCCCAGCAUUUCCAAUGUUAAGGUUUCCAGCCGACCCUCAGGUUCUUCCAUGUGUCCAUUGGAGAGGGCGGCAAUGCAUCUCUCAGUCCCCGUCUAGUGAUUUAAAGGUGAGUUGAAGAUACUGCAGUCCUUACGUGCUGUGCCAUAAAAGCUGAAACAGAAAUUAUCUAAAAUACACUGAAAAUCUCACAUGGUCUCAAUAAUCUAGUAGGAAACUAUGUCAAUGUGUGGGCACAUAUGCCAAAAAGAGAAAUAAAAAUCACCAGCUCAAGUCUGUUUUCCACUUAAGAGACAGGAAAGAAACAUGUUGCGUUGGGGCGGUACUCUCUGAUAUUUUAUAAUUGGUUCCAUUUUCAACUGUGGAAGUUUCUAUUUUAUAGUGUAUGUGAGCUAUUUUUAAAACAGUGUUCUAUUAUAUCUGAAUCAAAUACAGAUAUUGUAUUAUAUUUUUAACUGUAAAAGAGUAAUCUUACUCAAUAUCCUAGAUUUAAUUAAAAACUCACGUCAAGUUCUUCAUAAAUGAGAACUUACUCAAAGGACUUACAGAGUUGGUAUUAAUUUCAUUGAAGAUUUUUCAACACCACCAACAUUGUUUUUUUAAUUCUUAGUGUUUUGGUCUCCUUCUUCCCCUGCCCUUUUCAUUUGUUUAGAGGUUUUGUUUUUUUUUUUAAAGUAGAUAAAUUGCUAAUAAGCAAUAAUGUCCUUAUCUUUACCAAAACACUGAAAAUAAGGGAGAUUCAUUGCUGAAGAAGCACAAUAUACUGCAGUGUCUUUUUCCUAGAAGUGAAUGGAAAUCUUGCUCAGUUGGUGGUUAAAGCAGGAAAUGAAAUGCCUGCUUUGAUGGUGAAGUAGCAAUAAUGGUUCUCCUGUAGAGUAACGCAGAAAACAAGGAACAGCACUGCAAAGCACAGACAACCAUGUGAUGUUUUCUUCAUGGAGCUUCACUUUGACAUCCCCCUUACACCCACCCCCCCACUUUCUUACUGAUAGAAAGGGGACAAACAAAAUGAAAUUCUAUUCACUAUGAACUGUUCUCUCCCCACCUCUUUUUCUCCCUCCCACUUACCAAAACCAAAUUUUUCCAUUAAAAGAUGACUUAAAACUAAGAGUUCUGUACAUCUCAGAAACGAAAUUAGACUUGCAGCAUAAUUUUUCAAGGAAAAAACCAGAAAGCAUUGUUUUUAAUUGAGAAUUAACUGUUUUGUGCUUUCAACUAAUUGUGUUAUUUUUAGACUGUAUUUUCAUCACAGCCACAGGGAUCAUUUUUCAUUGCACUUACCUAUUUGCCAGUGUCUGCCUAUCCUUGGUAAAUACAUUACUAUCUCCAAAUUGCCUAAAAUCUGCUAUGAUUCUACAGUAAAUAGCUCAGGGGAUUUCUAUUUAUCACUACUAAAAGGGCACCAUAGUAUGUUUUGGUACUUUAGGCAGUAAGCAGCUGCUUGAUUUAUUGUUUUAUUAUUAAAUUAGAAAAAGAACAUCAAAUCGAUUUGCUGCACUAGUUAACUCUGUACUGUUGAGCAACUUCGUUUGCUUAUCUGUUGCAUUGGUUAAAGAAUUCAUCCCUUUUUGUCUUGUAAUGAAGUUAGAGUGCCUUUUUAUAUUUGUAUAUUCUGAAAAUGUUCUGUGAAAUGUUUUGUAUUUUUUUCAUUUGAGUGUUAUCAGAGCAAUAUACCAGUGAGUUUUCGUUUCAACUUUCCUUUGAAUGUAUAAAGGUUUGUUUCUUUUUCCUAAUUCCCCUUGACCUGCUUUGAGAUGGAAAUGCUAAAGUUUUUAUUGGAAUUAUGUUCAAUUUUGCAGUGCUAAAAUGCUUUCUUCUUACAAAACUGUAAACCAUAGAUCAGUGUUAUAGAGGAAAGUCGUUUUAAGAUAGUGACAAUCUGAGUGUGUGUAUAAAAUGUAAUUCUAUGCGUUUCUUAUGCAGUGAUCUAAAAAUUCAAUGCAAAUAUCUUUUGUUUGGUAGUUUUGUCUACAUAUUUUAUGCUUUAGCAUGUGCAAUAUAUCUUUGCAAUGCACGAUGACACAAAUCUGGUGCCAGUGUUAUAUUUUGCAUAACAUAUUUGUAACAGCAUAAAAUAUUGUUUGAUGAUUUCGGUGGGAUUUUGUCUGUGAUGUUUUUUUAUGUAAAUUGGAGUUCAAUGACUCUGGUAAAUGUCAUGACUGUAAAAAUGAGGUAAAUGACUUUUAGUUCAAUGAAUGACUUUGAACCAAUUGAAUCUUCUCAAGCACAGUUUAAUACUUUUUCAACUACUGAAUGCUAAUAAUAUAAUGAAGUACUUAACUGUAAUAUAAAAUGGAAAUGCAUUCAGAUGGUUAUUUUUACAAAUAAAAACGGUACAAAUA
This is a messenger RNA of Talpa occidentalis (Iberian mole), 6021 nucleotides long. RefSeq names its product ankyrin repeat domain 44 (gene ANKRD44). NCBI's taxonomy places the organism in Eukaryota, Metazoa, Chordata, Mammalia, Eulipotyphla, Talpidae. The transcript is spliced from 28 exons. Gene Ontology annotation, molecular function: protein binding. The coding region runs from base 176 to 3211 and encodes 1011 amino acids. The record is from RefSeq and is a predicted model, not a curated record.